Molecule: messenger RNA, 849 nt
Organism: Arachis stenosperma
Lineage: Eukaryota; Viridiplantae; Streptophyta; Magnoliopsida; Fabales; Fabaceae
Exons: 1
Coding region: 1-849 (282 amino acids)
Source: RefSeq, a predicted model, not a curated record
AUGAUAAUUGGAUUGGCUAUGGAAGUGGGUGAUGGGAGAUGUACUCGGUUCUGGGAGGAUGUCUGGAUCAUGGGAGGGUCUUUAAAGAAUCGAUUUCCAAGGCUUUUCUCUGUUUCAAACCAAAGAGGAUCAGUGAUAGGGGAUUGUGGGUUCUGGGAUGGGUUAACUUGGAUAUGGAACUUUCAAUGGAGGCGUGAGCUGUUCCAAUGGGAGUUGGACCUAGUGAACCAGCUUCAUAACACUUUGAGAGUAGUUAAACUUGCGCUUGGGAGAGAGGAUAGAGUUGUGUGGAAAUAUGAUAAGCAGGGUAUUUUUUCUACUAACUCUUUUGUGCAGGUGUUACAGGGAGAAAUGGCUCCAGAGGAUAUCUCAAGCUACAGCUUCACUAGGUCAAUUUGGAAAGGACUUGUCCCUCCCAGGGUGGAGUUAUUUGUCUGGUUUGGCUUGAUUGGCAGGGUCAAUACGAAGGAGAGAUUGCGUCGGUUCGGGGUUAUUAGCCAAGAAGAUUCUCUAUGUGCCUUAUGUAAAAUAGGCGAUGAAAAUGAUUACCACCUGUUUCUAGGCUGUAAUUUCUCUUGGCAAGUCUGGUGUGCUUGGAUAUCUCAUGUUGGCAUGCAAUGGAUAUACCCAGGUACAGUCAAGGAGCAUUUCCAGAGUUGGACUGAGGCACCAAAUAAUAAGGAGGAGCGCAAGAGGUGGAUGGUGUGUUUUUGUGCCAUUAUGUGGAAUAUCUGGCUGGAACGAAACAGGAGAAUUUUUCAGAAUAAGGAAAAAGGUGUUGAGGAGAUUAUCAACUUGUCUGUCCAGAGCUACACUGAAUGGUUAGGUGCUGACCCCUUUAGUUGUUGA